Molecule: messenger RNA, 4353 nt
Organism: Calliphora vicina (urban bluebottle blowfly)
Lineage: Eukaryota; Metazoa; Arthropoda; Insecta; Diptera; Calliphoridae
Product: centrosome-associated protein Alms1a-like
Exons: 4
Coding region: 214-4164 (1316 amino acids)
Source: RefSeq, a predicted model, not a curated record
UUCUCUAACAAGGGUUGUUUUUCAUAUUGUUUUUUUUUUCUUUUUUGUUAGAGUUUUGGAAUUUGAAUGGAUUUUCUGGCACGAGUUCUAAAAACAAUUCUACAUAUUAGCUUAACAUCUGCAUAACACAUUUAUAUAGCACAGCUGUUAAUUUUGUCAUUGAUAAGACUUGCAACUAAAAACUAAUUUUUAGUUUAGCAUCCACAACAAACUAUGGACAAUCAGUCACAACAUUCGAAGCGUGUAUUACCAAAUACGCCACGCGUUAGUGAUAAAAUUAUGGAAUAUUAUCAACUUUUUGGACAUGAUCGUGAUUUAGAAAAGUUCAUGCGUCUCUAUUCUCCGGCCAAUAGUCAAGAUAGUCAAAAGACACAAGCUGGUGAAUGUGGGGCAACAUUAGACUCCUGUUGCAAGAGCAGUAAAAGUCGAGAGUCAAUCCCUUCAACCAGCAGUUGUGAGGCCUUAGCUAUGAUGCCAUCUAGACCGUUGAGUGUUUGCGCUGUAGCCAAUAGUAAAAGUCUACCAAAUAUUGAUGUGCAAGGACAGGAUAUUAGAAAUGGAGUAUAUUUUGCCUCCAAUGAUGUUAUUGUGGAUAUAAAUAUUGAAACUGAGGGUGAAAAAGAAAAGAUUUUAAGCAUAUCAACUGAAAAUUUGGAAACACCCAAGAAAACCUUUAAAAAUAUCAAAACACAAACACCUGAAUCUGUUGCUAAAACACAUAGGCGUCUGGAAUGGGACUCCCUAGGUGAUGUUGGCUACAAAAAGUCUAUGUCUACUAGUAAUAUUAGUGUAAUGGAACGGUCUUUGCUGAGAGAGUUUUUCAAAGAAAAUAGUGUUGUCUCUGAACCAGGUACUUCCGCCGCCACAGUCCAAAAAAUAAAACCGAUAGAAACUGUGGAAAAAUUAAAAGCUACUGAAAUUGAGCAUAGCACUCCUCCCCUAGCCUGCAGCACUUUGGUUGAAACAACAAAGAGGGGAGCUAAACCCAAAAUGAUAUCACAGUCAACUUCAUCCACUUCACUGAAUGAGAAAUUUGAAAAAUAUGCACAAACUUCUCUCAUUAAGCCAACAACAGUUCAUUCCCAAGAAAUUCAAUGCACUAUGUCCUCAACAAACUCCAUAAUAGAAGGUACAGCUACGCCCUCUAGUUUUGAAUAUUAUUCAUCAAGAUCAUCGAAAUCUGGAUCGUCAAAAGCAAACGAUUAUUUUUCCAAUGCAAAUGUUCAAACACAAAAUAACCCAUUGGAACAUCCCUUUAUUACCAGCAUUACAGAUUUGUUAAUGAAAAGAAAAGCUUUAGGUGAGAAAAAUCAACAAAAACGUCAUCAAUUUAAUAGUAUACGCGAACUACAAACAAAAUUCCAAGCUGCCAUAGAUGAAAAUAAAGAAAAUCAAUCACAUUCUACAAUAGACUCAACGACGACUGUCACUUCGUUUUCAUUGAGCAAACAAGCACCCGAAUUGGAUUUAGGCAUACAAUUGAUUUGUUCACUUAUCGAUGCUAAAAGUGUUAAUGGCAGACAGAAGAAACAACUAAUACGUGAUAUUGUUAAGCGUAUAACACGUUUAGAUCCCAACGAUCAAACAAGCAACUCUACUACAAUAAAUAGUAGUAGUGCUACAACUAUUAAUUCCAGUGAUAGCAAUCGUCGUCAGAUCUAUGACUCAGUACGUUCAAAUAUUAGUAAUAGACAUAAACAAGUGAAUAUGGCAAAAUUAAAGGCCUCCACGGAGUUGGGUUUAUCGCCUUUAACAGCGGAGAAAGUCAGCACAGAAAAACCUUCUACAUCUUCCAGUAGCACUAAUGAAAAUUCGAAUACUGUUAGUAGCUGUUUAGUAGCUAAACAAUCUAAAGACAAUGUCAAAUCAAAGCCAUUAUAUACACCUGAAUCUCAUUCUCAACUACAUCAAGAUAAAGGUCAUUAUAAAAACUUACCAUACAAUUCAAAAAAUGAAUGUGAAAAUGCCCUAAAAGAAAAUAACACAAAAGUGUCAAGUGCAGCAGCAGCAGCUACAAUUAACAAAGAAACUCAAAGUGAACUAAUUAUGAUGCCGCGAAGCAAGGAUAGAAGCAAACAGAAAACAUCAAAUCUUAAACAAAUGCCAGAAGCGCAUCAAAUUAAACACUCUACAACAUCCAUAGAAAAUAAAACAAAUCGUUCCACACAAACUUCAAAAACUGCAACAACUACAUCCUCAACGACAUCAGUAACCACUACGCCAGAUAUGACAACACAAAAGUUUAUAGCUGCCUCUAAUAAUGAAUUGAAUAAUUCUAAUACCGAUGCCGAUCAGCCUACAAUGCGUGAAUGGCUGAAUCCUUUGACACAAUCCGAAAUUGAAUACGAAGAGAGAAAGCGUCAGGAAUUGAAGAAAAAUACGGCGACUCAACGAGAAAAGUUAAUAAUAAAAUCCAAAAACGAUUCUGGUCGUGUAAAGCAAUUAAAUUGGAUUGAAAAUGAAAUAAACCGACUUGAAUGUUUGAAACAUCUUUUGCUAAAAGACGAAACUACCGACAGAAGUUUACCUACAGAGUACAGUGACUCCCAAAACUUAACUAAGAACUCUACACAAACGGAUAAAUUAUAUGACACUGUCUGUUCCGAUAAGUCAUCGGUUUUAAGUGAAAGUGCCGAACGUUUGGUACAGGAAAUCGAGUUUAUAUUGGAAGAAUCUCAUGAAGAUGUUAUUAAUCUCAAAGACAAUUUAAAACGUACAAAAGACAGAAAAAAAGAAACUCAAAUAAUAUACGAGAAGGAUUUGGACUCAUCAAAAAAAAAUUGUCCCAAAACUAAACCAAAAUUUCGCACACUUAAAGAAAGCAUUAACAUCAGUGAAGAGCAACUGUUAAACGUUAAGGAUGCAGAUAUAAAAAACAAACAACGAAAACAAAGAGAAAAAAUUGAUACCCCCAGCACGGAGAAAAGUCUAGAGUCCGAAAGUUUAAGGGAUUUGGUUCAACAAAGAAAGCGUGAUUUUAUGGCAGCCUAUAAAACAAAAAAACAACACCAUUAUGAAGCCCUUAAACAGCAGCAAAAGGAAGACUUUAAAUAUUUGAACAUACAACGUCAGAUGAAUGAAAAAUUAGCUACCACUACAGAUUCUGAACACUAUUCAGUGCCUCAUACAUUGCCAAGAAAAUAUAUAACCAAUGAUGUGCAUUAUACCUAUACACAACAUCCCUUACCUUUAAUUCCAACAGAAAAUGGUGUUCCUAAGCGCCAGCCUGUUAUGUAUAGUACAACAGCUAUGAGGCAACAACAGACUAAGCCUCAUAUGCAAGCGACCAAACUGAAUAAUACGGAAAUGAUUAAUACCAUCGCCGCCAAUACUAACACCACAACUACCUCCUCGUCUUCAUUGUUUUGCUUGUCUUCAGAUGUUUCGGUGCCAAUGGGUUCUCAAAACACCUCUUCAACUCCUACUACCACCCAUCAAUAUGAUGAUGUAGCCACAGCUGCUGUUUUAGUUGGUGUUGCAGUACAAACCUCAGAUUCCAUAAUGCGUUCAAAACCCAUAUAUGGACCUAAACGUGUCUCACCCACAUUAAAGCCUUAUAACGUGAGCUCCUCAAGUACUACUGCCUGCGUUCAAGUUAAACCCAAAGGCAUUGCGUACGUUAUUGAAUUUUCUGAUAACAACAAACCAGCAUCAAACUCAACUUCCAUUACUGACAUAAACUCAAAUGAUUUACGCACCACAUCAAAUGCUACCAACGAAGUAGCAAAUAAUUUUAAGGCCUUGUUACCCACAGAGCCACAACUAACACUGCAGGAACAUUUGGAAAAGAGCAAACCGAAAUUUAUGCAGCAGUCAAAAGAACGUAAAGCCAUACUUAAUCAAUUGCAAUCUAUGCGUCAGGAACGCGAUCGUCAAUUAAGAGAAAUUAUCGAUAAUACUAGUUUCAAUUCAUUAGAUAGACGCUUACAAUACUUACCACCACCACCAAUACAAAAAGUACGUAUCCUGAAUACCAAGGAAAUGAAAGCGCUCACGAAUAAACGUUUUUCCAGUUUACCCGAAGUUGUAGCCAGACAAAAACGUGACCUUGAAGAGAAAAAACGACGAAGUAAUCGUAUUCUAAGAGAUAUUUUUAAUCGGCGUCUACAAAAGCGCGUGCGCAGUGGUAAAUUAUCAUUAAAUCACAGCAAAACUGUAAUUUAAAUUUAGAUAGUUGAAAAAUAGGAUACACGACAAUUCAAUACAAUGAAUUAUUGGAGCAGUAAUUUAUGCAUAUAUUUUGUUAAUCAUAAUUUUUUAAAUAAAUAUUUUAGAAACUUGUUAAGAAUACCAGUUGUUAGAUGAAACAAAUAAAUUGAAUUUACAUAAAUUUGUUAAAAAAAAUACAAAUAA